GUUAAAUACCAAUAAUACCAUCAUGCUUUGUAAAUGCUCAACAAGGUCUUGAUUGACGUUGAAUUAUCGCUUUCGCAUCGCAAAUCGCACUCUUAUUUCCCAUUGUUUUGGGAAGGUCCGCUUAGUAAAUUUAAUCUCUAUUACCUUAUCUAAUCAAAUAAUGGUCUUUUGAUCACGAAAAAAUCGUGUAGAUAUACAAGUGUUACUAGAUAAUGUAUUAGGUAGUCAAUUCAUCAAAGCGUAACGUCGCGAGUGGCUGGGUUAAUUUAUUGUUUUAUGUUGGAAUUUCGACAAAUGUGAUUCGGUGUCGCUAUGGAGGAUUAUAAGUUUCUCUUUAAAGUGGUGCUAGUUGGUAAUGCUGGUGUCGGGAAGACAUGCCUGGUACGAAGGUUUACUCAAGGUCUAUUUCCUCCCGGGCAAGGUGCUACGAUUGGAGUGGAUUUCAUGAUAAAAACUGUUGAAGUUGACGGCGAGAAAGUGAAGCUUCAAAUAUGGGACACAGCAGGGCAGGAGCGCUUCCGCUCCAUCACACAGAGCUACUACCGGUCAGCGCAUGCGCUCAUACUUGUGUACGACAUAUCUUGCCAACCCACCUUUGACUGUUUACCGGAUUGGCUGCGGGAAAUCGAAGAAUAUGCCAAUAAUAAGGUGUUGAGGAUAUUAGUAGGUAACAAAACGGACCGUGAAGACCGCGAGAUCCCGCGGCACAUCGGCGAAGAUUUCGCGCAGCGGCACGGAAUGUACUUCCUGGAGACCUCGGCCAAAGAGGCCGACAAUGUGGAGCGGCUGUUCAUGGAGAUAGCUGUGGAGCUCAUGGAGCAAGCGAAAUGCAAGGAACUACCGAAGUACGACGGCAGCCUGGGGCCCAUCAACGGUAAGACGACGUCCGUCGGCGACUCCUCUUGCUGCUCGCGCUCCUAAACUAUACCCUAUCUCCUUGCAAUAAGAUUUACAUAUUGUCAGUUAAUUUUUAGUACUAACCUUGUAGACCUCAAGGUUUAAUGUCGACGAAGUGUGACUUCUUCGGGCCCAUCAAUGGUAUGACGUCCGUCGGCGACACUUACUGCUGCUCGCUCUCCUAAACUAUAUCUUAUCUCCUUGCAAUACGGCGUACGACAGGUCAAUUGUGUUGAUAAUACUAAGAGUAACACAAAUGACGCUUAGUAGCCCUUAAUUCAAUGCAAUAAGGUUCAAUGUCGACGAAGUAUGACUGCUUAGGGUCCAUCAAUGUUCACGUUCACUCUGACGGGGUAUCUGUGUAUGUAUGUAUUACCUAUCGGCUGUUGGUAGAUCUUUACCCACGCAGAAGAUUCUAUUUUCAUCCAUUUUAGACAACUAGUUCGUGUUAGUGUUCCGCAGCGCCAUCUAUUGAACGGAAGUAGAGUUAUUUUAAAGCACGUCUUAGCUCCAUUUUUUUUGGGCGCUUAGUACUCUGGUUUAAAUAACUCAACUUUCUUUCAAUAUAUCAAUAGAUAACGCUGAAUAUUAGAGAAACGCGAUUUUGUAUAAAUGCCACAGCCCCACAGCCAGAUCUUAGAUUUGAUUACUUCAUAGUAUGCCAUCAUAGAAUUAGUUAGGUUAGUUCAUGAUGUGGCCAAUUACUUGAAAUAAUUCCUAAGACCUGGCUACGAAAUAGUCACUCUUCGGGUGUGUGUGUGUGUGUGUGUGUGUGUGUGUGUGUUCGUGUAUGUUCAUCUGGAGUUGCAGGCGUACAUAGGCUACGGAGACUGCUUACCAUCAGGCGGGCCGUAUGCUUGUUUGCCACCGACGUAGUAUAAAAAAAAAACAAUAAUUCAAAGAUAAUUUAAAAUGGAGGUGGAUUGUCAAAGAAAACUUUGGAGCCACAGUUAUUUUACGGCCAAAGAUGGCGCCAUCACUCAACACAAUGCCGCCAUACCAUAUUUAAUAUUUAACAAAUCUAACACAUAUCAGUGAAACAAUAAGGAUCAAAGUCAAAUGGCGUCCUAAAAGUUUUAAUCAUGAGUCGAAAGAUGGCAGUAAAUUGUCUGUGGCUACAAAUUCUCUUUGAUGAAAUACACCAUAAAGUGUAAAAGCGUCCUUGCUGGCGCUGUGGACACGAAUUAUCUAUGAUUUUACGCGUACAAGUAAGGGUUAAAGUUAAAGUACAGUCGUUUUGUGAAGAUAUUUUUAAGUUUUUCUAAUUCGCAGAUACCCCGGUCAGAUCCGAUCUAUAAUGUGGACGUCUUUUAGUGUCGUUACUGUGCAGUGGUAUUAUUGUAGCAGUAUUGUCUUAUGAAGAUUGUUUUUUAUACAUUUACAGUAUUUCUCUUUGAAAUACAUUUAUUUUACUUUUUUAUUGCUAGAAAAUAUCGUAAUAUGAUAGAGAAGGUACAUAUAUAAUAAUGCCUAUACCUAUAAUAAUAGGGUAUAGUUUGAAUGUAAAGAAAAAAAUGCAAUUUUUGUUUUAUUAUUUAAACUGUGAUGGUUUUAAGAGAAAUUAACUCUUAUUAAGUUAUUAUGUUAACAAAAAAAUAUUAUGAUAACAUUCAUAAGUACUUCGGAGUGAUUUUAAAAAUCCACUUUAUUGUUUAUUAAAUGCUAUAUUAGUUUAUGUCUAUUGCUUCAUUCGGAUAAUCUUCAUAAUUCAUUUGUUUUUUUUUAAGGAUUCCCAUUUUUAGAAUUUCCCUAAAGCACCUAGAGUUUUUUUCUUAAUCGAACAAUGAAUUAUCAAUUGAUAUUAUUUUAAUUAUAUGUCAAUAACGAUACCACGCAGGGUAGAAUUUACAAGGAAUUGAUAAGACUUCGUUUAAUAAUAAGAUGCUAAACCUUGUAUUUAUAAUUUACUCGUAUUUAUCCCAAAAACUAAAUUGACAGUUCAAUUGCCCUUAUUUUGUCUAAUGACAGGUCGCAUUUUGGUAUUUAUACCAAACCCACCCAGUUUGGUUUAUAAAAUUACUAUGAUUGGGUGGUCAAUUGGCCAAUCGAACUUUCAUUUUUAGUACCGUUGUCCACUCUGUUAGUGUUAAUGUCAACCCUUUUACCGCCCAAAGACCGCGGGUAUAGCCCCAUAUCAACCUUUGUGCAUUCCGACAAGGUUCACGAUGACACGCCGCGCACGAUAGGCGUGGCAAUUGAUGUGCCGAUAAGAACUUUCUCGUAUCUGAGAAUCCCUUUCCGAAAAAAAAAACAACAACUUUCUCUUAUUAGCAUAAAUAAGUUAUGAAUAAUUUUCUUUUUUUUAAUGGAAUGACAUUUACUUUUUUUAAGUUUAUAACUUUUGCCUCAAAUAAUUUGGGCAAUUUUGUGUUGUUUUACUCCUGGUCUUUUAUCAAUUAAUAUUAUUUUUUAUAUUCCUAUGAAUAUUGUCAAGUGUUUGAUUUUAAGCUUCCAUGGUAUUAUCUCCAGACCUCGGACAGGGUGAGCUGUUUUAAGAGUUUGCAUAAUAUGGACAUACCUACGUAGUCAUUCAAUGGCAGAUGUGAUGUAAUUGAAUAACGAAUUAAAUUAUUCUAUUUAGAUCUUUACAUAACUAGCAAAACAAAUUAAUUGUAUAGCAAGCCUCUUUAAAUGAUAAGCAUAUUAUUUUAUAAGCUGGUCUUCGUCUGCUUCUGUCAGUCAGAAAUUAGAAGACGUCAUAGCUAGAAACCCAGACUUAGAUCUGUUUAGGGACUAUGCUGAAAAAAUUUCGGAAGGAACAGAUGUGGACGGUAUUUUAAUGUACAACUUCACUCCGCUCACUUCAGUGGAAGUAGAAAGGUCUUUUUCCAUCUAUAAGUGGAUAUUAAACUCAAGAAGAAGUGCGUUGAAAAUUGAAAAUCUAGAAAAAAUUAUAGUUCUUUAUUACAAUAACCAAUAACAAAGAAAAAUUUGAAUAAAUAAAUAAUACUUACUCGUUUUGUACAUAAUGCACUGUCAUUUUUGUUUAAUUAUUAAUAUUAUUAUUCAUGAAUUCUUUUUAAUAUUUCAUCUUGAGGCAUAUCUAUAUUAACAUCUACACUUGACAUUAAUGACGUAAAAAUGGCUCACUCUGUCCGAGGUCUGAUUAUCUCCUAUACUAAGCGAUUAACCAAAAGAUUCAUCGCUUUGGCGACGAAAGGGUAAAACUCUCAGAGAACGUUUCCGAGAAAUUUCCGAGAACGUUUCCGAUAGAUUUCUCUGUUCUCGGGAUAAUUUCGAGAACGGCACAUCGCUAGGCAUCGCGUUCAAAGGGUUAAGACGUAUUAUAAAGUGUUUUAAAGUUUUAAGUGCUCGCAGUUAUUAAUACCACUGCAGGUGAUCGUAUUUUGAGCGAAUAUCGUCACGAAGCGAAGGUAAACGUAGUAAUACAGGAUAACUUAUUACUCAUAUUUAAAGUUCAUAUUUGCUAAGAAAUAGUGCAGGAUAAAAAUGAGUUGUACUAGUAGUAUUUAAAAAGUAAAGCAGCACAUAUGGUGACUGCGAAACUUUAUAAUGAAAAGAAAAUACUGAUAAAUAAGAGCGUACUCCGAUCUUAAAGGUCGGCAACGAACUUGCAACGCCUCUAGUUUUACAGGUGUCCAUGGGCAAGGAUAAUUGCUUUAGGCGACAAGGCUGAUCGUUUUACUCCCGUUAAAAAAUGUGGAGUUGAUCCGUGAUAGUCUAUUGUCUGUAAGCACAUUUAUGUUUUGGGUCUUAACUUUUAUUGAGCUAAGCAAAUUUGAACUUUAACUAUGGGGUAUAAGAUUUUUUUUGCUUAUCACUACUAGGUUACUCCGUUACUCAUGUUAUAUAUGUCGGCGGCCGAUCGUAAUAUCCGCAAAAUCAUGAAAUUCCUAGGCAUAUCGUGAUGUCAUUGUCUCGUUCCCUGAGUUGACGGAGCCCCGCCAGGCGGGGCUUGUAUUUCUGGACAGUUUGCCCUCCGGGCUGACGAAUCUAUCCUAUCUAUUGGUUUAAUGUGACUACCGUCAAAACAUUACAACGAUCGGGCGGACAUUACGAUCGGCCGCAUAUGUAUAUAUUAUAUAAACCAUAUUCUAGCUGCCGAGGUCAUUCCAAUUGCUUUUAAAAUUAAGGUACAGUGUGGGUACAAUGUCAUAAACCAAAAGUUGUCUUAAAUACUCUGCGGGCAUCUUAUAAUCGUGCCUAUCGCGCACGACAGGAUAUAAUAACUCGCGGUGUCAGUAAGAGACAUAUGAUAUUUUUGUCAUGUCACGCGCGAUAAACACGAUUAUAAUCUGCUUUUAUAGAUAUAAUUGGUAUGUCAAUUCAGUAGUGGUAGUGUAAGUUGCAUAUCAAAUAUUGUAGAUUUGACCAAAAUACAUAGUCUUAGCUUCUUGUAUGGCUGAAGGUAUGAUAGCUAAUAAUAAUAUGGUAGUAAUUCGUUAUUGCUCAAUGAGCUCUCUAUAAAUUAAUCUCAUAGUAAAACGUCUAGUUGCUUCAGGGGUUUUUUUAAUGGUUUCAUAAUGGUGAUGGAGCUAAAGACAGCAUUCAUUUUCAUCGGCCAUCGCAUCCCGGGCGAUAGCUAGUAACGUGGUUAAUGGCAAUGAUAAUGAACCCUCGCGGACGUCAGCUGCCGUUCCGCCGGUAGAUUGAAAAACGGCAGCCAAAAAAAAUUGUCAUCGUAUCCCGAUUGAAACUUUGUCAGAUGAUAUGAUAGACACGUCGCCCUUAAUUACUUUACGAAGUUUCGCCCGUGAUGCUUUAGGUCAUGGGAAUCUGAGCGCCUACCGCGAACCACGUUCGACGUGUUGCCUCUCUGUUGCACUUGUCAAUUCGUACGUAAAUGUGACAGGGAUGCAACACGUCGAACGUGGUUGGCGGUAGGCCCUCUGUUAUUAUCCCGCGGUCUUAUACUACCGAUAUUAUGAUAUAAUAAAUGUUUUUGGCUGUGUUUACAUGUGCUUUAUAUCAGUUAGAUCUUUCUAACAAGAGGGUAUUAGCUUGAUCCGUCGUGUAAACACAGCCUUAUAUGAUGACUUUUUUAUCUGUGGUCAGACGGACCAAUGACGGGCCGUUUGGAAUGACGUUUACUAACAUUUACAAAAUAUAUCUGGAAAUUAAAUAAAUUAAUGAGCAUUACAAGGUUUCAGGUUUGACUGAUAAUGUUAAUUAAUAUAAUGUAGAUCCAUUGCAUAAUAAUUAUUCAUUAUAAAAAGACAGUUUUACUUAAAUAAAUAGAAUUCGUAGUGAUGACCUGAUGACAUUGUACCAACACUGUAGAAUAAAAAAAAUGGUUGCAAUUUUGUUUUAACAUAAAUAGUAAUUAUUUUGAUAUAAAUAAUUACUAGCUAUGCUAGCGUGAACAAAACGCUUUGUUUAAUUUAUAUUAGGAUAAAAUUCAGAGAGUGUACGUUUUUUUUUAUUAAGGGGGGCUCAGUGAAAAAUGUUGGGAACCCCUGGUUUAAACUAAGGAUGCUAAGCACAAAUAAUUUUGUACAUUGACCCGCCUGCCCCAAUCUAUCGCAAGCGCGAUGAUGCCGGCGGUCAAUGCCACUGUGCGAGCGGGGCAGCAACAUGAUUAUGCGCGUGUGAUAAUAGAGACAGGAAAUCGCGGGUCAAUGAACGAAAUUCUUCCUGCUUAGUGUCCUUACUUUAGACAUUGUGCUGAAAUACUAUUUUGUAGAUUAUGGUUAUCGUUGAGGGUAAAGUGGAUGUAAUAGUGUUUAUGAUUAUUAAUACAUAGUUCGCUUUACUAAAAUCAAUUAGUACAUAUUAGCAAUUUCAUUGUUUUUCAACAAACAUGGGAUACAGUAGAAAGUACUUGUUUUUGUUAGUUACAGCAGAGACGAGUGAUUAAUAAAAACUGCUAAUCUUCUGACAAAUAACUUGAAAAGCUUGUCUAGAUGUUUAGAUGACACUGUCUUUUCUUUUACAGCGCCAUCUAGUGACACUCGCUGAGUGUUCUCAAUAGUUUGAUCGCGCAAAGCUUAACCCAGAUGACGCUUAAUCAUAAAAAAAAACAGGUCAUUAGAUAUAUCAAAUCCAAAGAAACAAACCACAGACUACAGUUUUUUUUUGGUUUUUUAACUGUAAGUAGUUUAAAAUCUGUGGGUUUUAACCUCAUUUUGCAUGAAGAUUAGCAGUCUGUGACUAGCAUUUGGUUAGAGAUAUGUAUGUGAAGGUUAAUUACAUUAAAAGGUGCGGAUUUAUAUACAUCGUACGUAGUUGUAUAUUUACUUUGUGCAUUUGACAGUGAUUACUAAGCUUUAUAAUAAAUAUACAUGCUAUGUUAGAAAUCAACUGCAAGUAGUUGUUGUUAUAUUUGUAAUUUGAGCAUUUUUUUGGCGAGUUGGUAUUUAAAAUUUAUCGAAGUAUUAUGACCAGUACACAUAUUGAUCAAAAAUGUACGCCAAAAGCACUAGGUUUGACUGGAUAGCUACCUUAGAUUGGCAAACUUUGUCGCCAUAUGUGUACUGGGUAUUAUAUUUCACCUUUCAGGAGUAUACUUGGAUUACUUGGGGAAUAAAAGUAUUUUAUUGUAAUUAUAAUACAUACUGGGCAAAUGAACGGUUCCUAUCGCAUCUGUCUGACAGAGACAUACCUGGUGGUUAUGAGAUAUGAGCCCACGGAAGUUUACAUCUUUAAUCUUUCAUUUUCUCAGUGUGUACAUACAUGUAGCCGGUCAAACAACUUUGCCAGUAGAAAAAGGCGCGAAAUUAAACUCUUCUAUGGGACGAUAACCCUUCGCGCCUACAUUUUUUAAAUAUGCCGCUUUUUUCUACUGACGGAAAUGGCUUGACUGACUUUAGUAAAAAUAUUGGUUGUAUUUUUUAUUACUCGUUGGUGUUGCCACAUUAAAACCGCCUUCUUAUUUAAGCAACCAUAAAAAUAAGGACGCGUUUAUGUGUUAAGUAUGGCAAAAAGAACUUUUUCAGUAAAAUAAGCGGCAAAUUUGAAAACUGUGGGCGUGAAGGUUUGGUCUUAAAUAGAAAUUUCGAAUUUUUCGCCUUUUCUACUGACAAAGUUGACUUGCCAGACUAUAGAUUAACUACGGCAUUAUAAGUUAUAAGCCUUAACUUUUUCUAUCAUUUUGUAUGGUUGUUUGUAUAGCCGUGAAACUUAUGAGAACUUAUUUAUUAGUAUCAAUGCCGCAAAGUGAUUUAGACUAUUUUAAAGCUUUAGAAAUAGUUACGCUACAAAAUAGUUUUUUUUGUGAAUUGUUAACUUUAACCUAGGGUUACGGAUAUAUUUAGUAUAACUGAUAUUAUGCUUGUUAUGGGUGUCUAUUUUGGGAUUUUUUUUCAUCACAUAAACUUCUUUGUGCAUUUACAUGUGAGGUUGUUUUUAAAUUGUAUGCUUAAUUGAUGUUGAAUAUGUGCAAUACGAUUUUUUACGCUGGUAAUAUUGUUAAUGAAUGAAUUAAUGAAUAAUGUUUUAUUGCUAAGCUAAUACAGAGAUGAGAUAUGAAAAAACAUUACCCUCCUCCCUUUGGCAGUCGGGUAAUAAUAACUGCUAAUCCAACAAAUAGUAUGUCUAGUUACGGACUACACAAAUUUACCCGUAGGUGUCUGAGAUUCUCAUUUUAUAGAAACAACACGUAGAUAAUAGCAGCAUUAAUAGCAGUCUUUAUUUUUUAUUUAUCUCUGGUCAUCAGUAUGAAAUUAGGACAGGAGUAUAGUAGAUGUGCUUCCUUAUGAUGAUUUCUAACUGUGACAGCUUUUAUGUAGAAAUCAACUUAGAAAAUGAAAUACUUGACCGAAUGAAAUAUAUAGCCUUUUUAUUAGAAUUAUUGGAUCUGAAAAUACCUAUCUUGAUGUUUCCUGAUAAUUAUCAUUGAUUAAAUUAAGUCACCAAAGAAAAGGAAUUAUUGUAAUACUCGCAAUUAAUAAAUAAAUAAUAAAAUGAUCACUUUGGAUACAA
Molecule: messenger RNA, 8778 nt
Organism: Cydia pomonella (codling moth)
Lineage: Eukaryota; Metazoa; Arthropoda; Insecta; Lepidoptera; Tortricidae
Gene: Rab30
Product: ras-related protein Rab-30
Exons: 4
Coding region: 313-921 (202 amino acids)
Cellular component (GO): trans-Golgi network
Molecular function (GO): GTP binding; GTPase activity
Source: RefSeq, a predicted model, not a curated record